Suillus bovinus is the source of this 2336-nucleotide messenger RNA. Its product is annotated as gamma-glutamyltranspeptidase. Gene Ontology annotation, cellular component: fungal-type vacuole; plasma membrane. Gene Ontology annotation, molecular function: glutathione gamma-glutamate hydrolase. The transcript has 11 exons. The record is from RefSeq and is a predicted model, not a curated record. NCBI's taxonomy places the organism in Eukaryota, Fungi, Basidiomycota, Agaricomycetes, Boletales, Suillaceae. Gene Ontology annotation, biological process: glutathione catabolic process. Bases 222 to 2114 code for a protein of 630 amino acids.
CCCUGCAGCGCAUACAAUGACUCGGAAAACGCGUGUUGUCCGACUCCGGUGCGAAUAUGGUCUCGUGUGGCCAUAUAGGCGCAGAAUCCGACCGGAGGGCCGAGGAAUAUUGUUCGGAGACGACUACUCAGUCGUAGUGGGAGAGAAGACGUUCACUUCCGAGUUCCGGUGACCUUCAUCAUCACAAGAUAAAGGUUUCAGUCGACCUGGCUUUCAAGUUUAUGGAUUACAGGAAACGGGUAUCACCCUCACCCACUGGCACUGUGGGAGACAACUCUCCGGUGGAUGGUCUCAAACAGGCAUUUCAUUCUACUGAAGCCGAGCUCCCGCUUUACCUGUAUACGAAGGAACCGAACAAUCGACGUAGAUGGCAGAAGGGUGCAUUCGCUGCUUUGCUUGCUAUAUGUCUGGCGACGCUUCUCCUACAGAGAUACGAACCUCACCCACACCUCCGAGUCCAUCAUAAUAUCCAACCCCAGACACAAACACGUAACCCUGCCUAUCUCAUAGAGGCGGAACACGGUGCCGUUGCUUCCGAGAAUAAACGGUGUUCUGACAUUGGUGUCGCCAUCUUGAAGGAAGGAGGAAAUGCUGUCGACGCUGCUAUCGGCGCUGUUUUUUGUGUUGGCGUGGUCAAUAUGUUCUCCUCGGGCAUAGGUGGAGGGGGAUUCAUGACAGUUCGCAUUCCACCCUCGUCUGAGGGUGGUAGCUCGGAAGUAUAUACUAUUGAUUUCAGAGAAACUGCACCAGCCUUGGCAAAUAGGACCAUGUAUAAGGAUGAUCCAACUGCCGCACGAUGGGGUGGAUUAGCCGUUGGUGUUCCUGGUGAAGUUCGUGGACUUCAGGAAGCACAUGGACGCUGGGGGAAAUUGCCGUGGGCUAGACUCAUGCAGCCAAGCGUAGACCUUGCUGCUGCAUGGACAGUUGACAAAGAGCUCGCGCGACGUUUACAGAUGUUCGAAAAACUCAUGCUUCCUAAAGAAGACUGGAGAGCUAUUUUCGCCCCAGAAGGACGUAUGCUGCUUGAAGGCGAAAUUAUUAGACGAACGAAUUACUCACGCACGCUUGCUGCUAUCGCUUCGGAAGGGCCUAACGUUUUCUACAAGGGUCCCAUAGCUGACUCAAUCAUACGCAAGGUACAAGCCACUGGAGGAAUAAUGACUAAUGAAGAUCUGGAGAAUUAUACUGUGAAUGUGGAUCACGCUCUUCAAGGAACAUAUCGUGAUAAGAAAGUGUACACUAGCCGUGCACCAGCUUCCGGACCUGUGCUUCUUCAUAUCCUGAACCUAUUAGAGCGCUACGAUUUCAUCGGUGAAGGCCGAACUGCCUUAAACAUCCACCGCUUUAUAGAGGCGUUGAAGUUCGGUUUUGCAGCUCGCACAAAGAUUGGUGAUCUGCCAUAUGUUACCAACGGAACAGAUCGCGUCGCCGAGAUCUCCACGAAAGCCUUUGCAGAUGCUGUAGCACUUAACCUCACUGAUGACCGUACGCAUCCCCCCGAAUACUAUAAUCCAGAGUUUGACGUCAAGAUUGAUCAUGGAACAAGUCAUACAUCUGUAGUCGACGAGGACGGAAUGGCCGUAGCAUUGACGACCACAGUGAAUCUCGUAUUUGGAUCUAUGGUGCUCGACCCCGAAACUGGUAUUAUCCUGAACGAUGAGAUGGACGAUUUUUCCAUUCCAGGACACCCUAACGGCUUCGGCCUCUGGCCUUCACCAUAUAAUUACCCCGAGCCCGGAAAACGCUCCCUAUCCUCAACAACACCCACGAUUAUCGAAAACCUCGACGGCUCCUUCUACCUCUCCAUCGGCGGAUCAGGCGGUGGCCGAAUCUUCGGUUCUGUCGCGCAAGUCAUCCUCAACCUCGAUUGGGGAAUGGAUGUCAGCGCUGCGAUUGAAAGCGGACGCGUCCACGAUCAAUUAUACCCACUCGAAGUAGACGUCGAUGAGAUCGUUCCUGUCGCCGUACAAAACUCGCUAAUCGAACGGGGACAUAAUAUCACAGUGUCGAAGAUUGAUCGUGUGGCUGCUGUUAUACAAGCGGUGAUGAGUAUGGAUGGCAAGAUUUUUGCGGCUAGUGAUUCGAGGAAGAAUGGUAUUGCCGCUGGGUAUUAGUGCUUGCGGUCCGAAGUCCGGCAUUCAGUGCUUACCUUAGCAAGCAAGCUAAUCCUUCGUCGAAUUUAAUGUGUUCUUACAUAAAAUUAAGUCCAUUGUUUCCGUGGGGUAUUAGCUAUAGCCGUGCCUCCUGUUCAAGCUCAUUAUUUAGCAGUAAUGAUCAAAGUAUUGUGUUUGGCAUAACCCUUAGAAUCAAACACUCCCAAACAACUCCAAACUGAC